Pyricularia grisea is the source of this 1238-nucleotide messenger RNA. RefSeq lists its product as uncharacterized. The transcript has 3 exons. The coding region runs from base 687 to 1205 and encodes 172 amino acids. NCBI's taxonomy places the organism in Eukaryota, Fungi, Ascomycota, Sordariomycetes, Magnaporthales, Pyriculariaceae. Gene Ontology annotation, biological process: melanin metabolic process. The record is from RefSeq and is a predicted model, not a curated record. Gene Ontology annotation, molecular function: scytalone dehydratase activity.
UAUAUAUCCAUCCCUUUCAUUUUAACUUUCAUUUUCAGCUCCAACAGCUCGUGUUCGUCUGAUGUCUGCGGUGGCCAGUUACGAGCAGGACAAGACGAUGUAGUCCCAGGUGCUGUGCAACCAAUCACCCGAACCUAAAAGUAGUUAAAAUCAAUCACCACGUUCCAAACGACACCAAAAAAAGGUCACGACUCCUGUUUGAAGCUAAAUAAAUGAUAUGCGUUCGGAUUAGGGGUCAAAGACUUUUUUUUUGUCCCCCUGCACAUGCGGAGGUUAACUCCGGGUCUUACAGGGCAGUGCGCAACGGUUGAAUGACUUUGUUUUGCCAGAAGAAAAAGAAAAAAGAUCGAGACGGCGGGCGCCCUGUCAGACUUUCUUCAACGGUUUUUGCUUUCCCUCUCCGCAUAUCCCCACAAACGGUCCGGGAGUCCGUUGUGGUUCGGCCGUCCGAGCUAACAACAUUGCUUAUUGGGAAAUGCACAAAAGUAAUUUCCAGAUUGUUGGGAAUAGGGACGAGAAAAAAGAAUUUAAGGGUCCUUCUUCCCACAUCUUGUUCCUGCAUUUGUUCCAGUCUUUUUUUUUUCUCAUCAAAAUACGACAUCAUCUAGCAACUGCAGCUCUGUCAUACCCACCAUCAAGAGCUUCCAACAGUUUAGUAAAGUCAACUUCAACUUAUAGCCGCCAACAUGGGUUCACAAAUUCAGAAGAGCGAUGAGAUAAGCUUCUCAGACUUUCUCGGCCUUCAAACUUGCGUGUACGAGUGGGCAGACAGCUACGACUCCAAGGACUGGGACAGGCUGCGGAAAGUCAUCGCACCGACUCUGCGCAUCGACUACCGCUCGUUCCUCGACAAGCUCUGGGAGGCGAUGCCGGCCGAGGAGUUCGUCGCCAUGAUCUCGAGCAAGCUGGUGCUGGGCGACCCCACCCUUCGCACGCAGCACUUCAUCGGCGGCACCCGCUGGGAGAAGGUCUCGGACGACGAGGUCAUCGGCUACCACCAGCUGCGCGUCCCCCACCAAAGGUACAAGGACACCACACUCAAGGAGGUCACCAUGAAGGGCCACGCCCACUCGGCAAACCUCCACUGGUACAAGAAGGUCGACGGCGUCUGGAAGUUCGCCGGUCUGAAGCCCGACAUCCGCUGGGGCGAGUUUGACUUUGACAGGAUCUUUGAGCACGGAAGGGAUGUCUACGGCGAGAACUAGAAGACAUGUGUGUGCUGGUAGUAGGUCUUUUUU